Messenger RNA from Chara braunii, 1731 nucleotides. Lineage: Eukaryota; Viridiplantae; Streptophyta; Charophyceae; Charales; Characeae. The record is from the annotation of a GenBank genome assembly.
CCGCUCCUCUGUGCAUCGGUACCUUGUCGCCGGUCAAAAGGUCGACAACAAGGGGGUGAUGGUGCUGCGUUGCACGUUUUGCAACGAAGUAUUCCAGGGGACUCGGUACCAGGCCACGAGGCACUUUGUCCAAAUGAACUAUUGCAAGGACAUCAGCUACGAGGCGUUGGUCAAGGGUUUGCUCGACUGCCAGGCACGACUCGAGGUAGAGGCUGUGCGUACGGGCACGCGCCGGAGAAUAACGCAUGACGAGAUUGCCCAGCAGGUUGCGCUUAUUACGCGCGAUCCCGUUGAGGCUUCCGCACCGCCCUCCGCUGAUGUCAUUUUUGAUAGACGUGCUUGCAUUUUUCGUCCCUAUCCAAGGGACGAUGAUUCGGAUGAGGAACCGAUACUCGAGGCAGCAGAUGACCCUGCGCUUCGCGUUCCCCAUGAGAUCAAUGAGACACACGAUGAUCUCGACGAUGUGGAGACGAGGACACACGCGGCACGACGAGCGGCGAACCGGGCAGACAGGGAGAUGACGGGGGGAGACAAGGAUUUUUGGGGCCCUUUCGGGGAGGUGGCUACCACGGAUGAUGUGCGCGAUGACAAAGUUAGGGGCUUGCAUGCAGGCACAAGCCGCACAGAGGCGCGGAUGACAACUCCUACUUUGACGAGGCGAGAGUUGUCCAUGCCGCCACCUUCUGCUCUGAGUCUUGCACCACCAUCGCCUGAGGAGGCGGUACCAUCAGCAGCAGUGGAGGGGGAGGUGGCAGCAGCGGAGGGGGAUGCAGUAGCGCAACAAAGUAACAACAGUGGAGCGGUGGAGGGGGAGGUAGUAGGAGCAACAAUGUUGGAGGAGGUACGAUCAGCAGCAGUAGUGGAGGGGGAGGUGGCAACAGCGGUGGAGGAGAUAGCAGCAGCGACGGACGUGCUGGAUGUUGUCAUGCAGCGUGAUGGUGCGGACGACACUGAGAGCAGUGAGGCCAUCGAGGAGAGCCUCAUGCAUCCGGUCGUGAGGGGUAUCACCCCGGGUGUGGUGAGGGGGUUGGGGAUGUUUGAUUCAGAGAUGGGGGCCCAGUUUGACUUUGACAUGUCGAUGGGCGUUGCCCCUAGUUGCGGCGGGGUGCAUCGACGGAUCGAGCGUCAUCGAGAGACGAGGCGACAGGCGAGACCGAGGUCGAGGCGCAGGAGAGUCCAACUCGACCUUGGACCACGUUUUGAGAGCAGCGACACGUGCGUGCAUGCACGGGGCGUGGAUGUGUCCUGCACGGGGCGUGGACGAGGUCGAAGUCGUCCACGAGCACGAGGCACUCCACGGGUGCCUGCACAGGGAGGCGUUGCACUUGGAGAGUCUUCGAGGGUGGAGGGGUUGGGGAUGCCUCGAGGAUCCCACUGUCAGCAGACGGUCGCACAGGCUAGUAUGAGGGUUGUUCUGGUGAGGAAGGGAGGCGGCCCUGUCGCCAUCAAGGAGGAGGAUCCUGAGACGGCACCGAUAGCGCGGGAGGAUGACGAGGACUAUGAGGGUGAGGAGGAGAGUGAGGAGGAGAGUGAGCGCGGCGACAACAAUAGCGACGACGACGACGAGGAUCAGCCCCCACCCCCCCACCGACGCAUGGUUCGAGACGUUUUUGUGCGCAGACAUCGUCAUCCACACGAAGGAAGGGGAGGUCAACAUGCGGCACUCGGGGGGGUAUGAGGAGGCAUAGCGGGAAGGGGAAGAGGGGUUGAUGACCAUGAGGCCAAAAGUCC